Molecule: messenger RNA, 3524 nt
Organism: Cyclopterus lumpus (lumpfish)
Lineage: Eukaryota; Metazoa; Chordata; Actinopteri; Perciformes; Cyclopteridae
Gene: gtf3c3
Product: general transcription factor IIIC, polypeptide 3
Exons: 19
Coding region: 140-2974 (944 amino acids)
Biological process (GO): transcription by RNA polymerase III
Cellular component (GO): transcription factor TFIIIC complex
Molecular function (GO): protein binding
Source: RefSeq, a predicted model, not a curated record
UCCUCAGCGCGCGCCCAAAGGGACAGUUGAUAUUUUGUUGCAGCUGUAGCUGGGUAUGAUGCAUUUUGUCUGAAAAAGCAUAUAUCGUGCCCCAUCGGUCAGCCUUUAGACACAGACCGAGUCACGUGAAAAGACAGAGAUGUCCGGUUUCAGCUCUGAGCUGAUAGACUACCUGGAGGGUCGGAUAACAUUUGAGGAGUUUGACCAGCGGAGGGAUGAGCGCAAAACCAAGGAGUCAGCGGUUUCAGCUGAAGGUGUGGAGGAUGAUGCUCAGCCCUCGACAUCGGCACAACCCCUGGGAAACAUCGAAGAGGGAGUCAGCCCGGGGGUCCAGCAGGCCUUUGCCUCAAUGUUGGGAGAAAAGCCAGAACCACCAUCUUCAGAUGAGCAUGAGGAGGGAGAGGAUGACAGCUUUAGCUAUGUUGAUGAUGAAGAUGAUAACGACUACCGGGCGGAAGAAGAGGAGAAAGUGAGGAUGGAGAUGAAGGAGACAAAGAAGAGACAGAAGUGGCGGGGGAAAGGAGGAAGAGGACGGAGGGGCAGGAAAAAGAGAGAGUUGGAGGAGGAGGAUGUGGAAGAGGAUCCGACAGUGGGGGAUGUGUUUGAGCUGGAGAUGGAGCUGAACCGAGAAAACAAGAAGAUGAUGAGGGAGCGGCGUCAUCGCAGCAAGCUGCCCCGAGCUCUGAGAGGCUUGAUGGGAGAAGCCAACAUCCGCUAUGCCAGAGGAGAGAAAGAGGAUGCCAUCUUGAUGUGUAUGGAGAUCAUAAGACAGGCUCCUUUGGCCUAUGAGCCAUUCUCCACAUUGGCCAUGAUCUACGAGGAUGACGAAGACAUGGACAAAGCGCUGCAGUUUGGUCUGAUCGCUGCCCACCUGAACCCUUCGGACUGUGAGGAGUGGAUUAGACUGGCAGAAAUGUCUCUGGAGCAGGACAACAUCCGACAGGCCAUUGUCUGCUACUCAAAAGCCAUUAAGUACGACCCCACCAACGUGCGCUACGUGUGGGAGCGCUCCAGCCUCCACAUGCGUCUGGGCGAGCACAAACAGUGCAUGGAUGGCUACCGCAGGAUCUUAUCACUGCUGCCGAUGGAAGACGGAGAGCACUUCAUGCAGCUCUCCAAGGACAUGGCCAAGAGUUACUAUGAGAGUAAUGACUUACCUUCAGCUCUGGGUGUAAUAGAGGAAGCUCUGGAGCGACACCCCAGCCUGGUCAGUGAUGACUUCAUUAACAUGGCAGCUGAGCUCUACAUCGCUAACCGCCAGUACAACAAGGCCCUGCAGGUCUUGGUCCAGUUUGCAGGUAUAGAUUUGGUAAAGGAUGAAUCUAAAUCAGGGUGUGAGGAACCAAGACAACAAGAGAGAGUGGCAGAGGAAAUGCCUGAGGAGCAAGACGAGAACAAUGAAGAAGACACAAAGUCAAAGACUAAGGAAGAAAUAGCUGUUGAAGAGAACUGGGAAAUUAAAGAUGUACAUGUACCAGACAACGUUCCAGUGGACCUUAGGGCCAAGCUAACUGUCUGCCUCAUACAUCUGCAUGUCGAAACACCCCUGGAGGGGCUAGUGUCAUCGCUGAUGGAGCAGAAUCCAGAGGAGAUUGGUGACUUGUACCUGGACGUAGGUGAAGCCUACCUAGAGGAGGGCAAGUACAUGACUGCUCUGCCUUUGCUAUCUGCCCUUGUCAUAUCCGAGAAGUACAAUCUGGCUGUCGUCUGGCUCCGACACGCAGAGUGUCUGAAGGCACUGGGCCACAUGGAGGUGGCAGCACAGAGCUACACUAAGGUGGUGGACAUGGCUCCGCAGCACCUGGAGGCUCGGCUCUCCCUGGCCACCCUGCAGCAGCAGCUGGGCCGGCCCGAGUGUGCCCUCAAGGCGCUGGAGUCCAUGUACGACAGCGAAACGCUAGCACAGGACUCGUCGGCUGCCCAAAAGGAAUUAAAGCUUCUGCUGCAUCGUUCGACACUGCUGAAGACUCAGGGACAGACGCAGGACUACCUGGAUGCUAUGAUCACUAUGAUCUCCAUGCUACUCAAGGUGGCCAUGCAGCGAGCUAAGGUGUGUGUGCGUUCUGUAACCGUGUCGGGCAAAAAUCACCUGAGACUGGUGAAGGCCAUUCUGCCAGAGAUCGCUGACCACGAAGCUGCCUAUCUGGACAACACUGGUAAAACCAAUGUUCUGUCCAAAGAAGACUGGUGGCAGCUGCUGGUGAGCUGCGCGCUGACACUGUGUGAGGUGCAGCGCUACGAGGAGGCCGAGCUGCUGGUCGAGUCCGCCAUGGAGUUCUACUCCUUCUACGACAACAAGCCCAGGAGGAAGGAGAUGGAGUGCUUCGGCCUGUCCGCCACCAUCCUCGAUCACAACUACUACAAGGCCUACAACUACAUCAGAUUGAUGCUAAUGGAAAAUGUGGAUCGGCCUCAGCUUUGGAAUAUUUUUAACCAGCUGACCAUAACCUCCCAACACCAGCGUCACCAUCGCUUCUGUCUGCGUCUGUUGUUAAAAUAUCCCGAUAACCACGCCUUGUGCGUCCUGUGCGGACACAAUGCCAUGGUGUCGGGGAGCUUCAAACACGCUCUGGGCCAGUAUGUUCAGGCCUUCCAGACUCACCCCAAAAUCCCACUCCACAGCCUAUGUGUGGGUCUCACCUUUUUCCACAUGGCAUCUCAGAAGUUUGUCGCCAAACGUCAUACACUGGUGCUGCAGGGUUUCUCCUUUCUUUGGCGGUACGUGGACCUCCGUGGAGUGUGUCAGGAGAGCAUGUACAACCUGGGCAGAGCGCUGCACCAGAUAGGCCUCACACAUUUGGCCAUACAUUACUACCAGAUGGCACUCACACUGCCUGCUCAGAAACUUGAGGGUAUCCCUGAUGAUCAUCUAGAUUUGAGGAGAGAGAUUGCCUUCAACCUCUCUCUCAUCUACCAGGCUAGCGGGAACAUGGAGAUGGCCCACCAGCUCAUCAAGACACACUGCAUUGUUUGAAAAAUGCACACAAAACGAUUCAAAAACGAUUCAUCUACUUUCAGUAGUUUUCAGACUCCAUGCAUGUACUGCCUUGUAAUUGGGGGGGGGACUCAAAAAAGAUGUAUUUAUGAAUACUAAUGCAAAUAAAUAUGUUUAAUGAACAAAUAACAAAAUCAGAAAUUCAUACAAAAAUAUGUAAAUGCAUAAGUGAAUCGAUGAAUAUAUGUUGAUAACAAAUUCAUAAAAUAAAAUAAAAAUUUCAUUUAUUUCUACAUCCAUGGUAUGUUAUGUACAUUUUGUAUUUCUAUAAUUGUAUUUAUUGAUUUCUGUGUGUUAAGAAACCAAUCGUGCUACAGUGAAAUUAGAUGCUACUAAUUUCACUGUAGCACUUUCAGCUUUAUUACGAGCUGAAUGAAAUAUCAUCUACCUCAUUAACUGUAAUGUAGAGAUACAGAAAAUACUGAAAGUUAGAGAUGUAUCAAUAACUUUAUUUUAUCAUAUCGGUCUAUUUUAUAUGUAUUUUGAAUGUAUGUAAUUCUAGAUGUAAUUCCACUAUUGCAUUACAUGU